UUUUUUCGCAUAACAUACCUUCUUGACACCGCCAGUGAUGUUCAUGCUUGUUCGCUCAAUGCUGCCCAGAACCUUUGCUUCCGCAACUGGUCGCAAUAUCUUGCGUUCUGCAUUCUAGACGUACGUUCAUGAACGCACGAGACGAGGUCACUCUUGCGCUCGACAGCGAUUUUAAAGGGCACAGUCAACGACCCUACGGAGUUCCCUCCUUCAUCAAGGACGAAUGGCUCGUGUCGCUAGGCUUUCGAGCGACUUCUUGCGGCCUUCCUCAUUCCCAUGACCGCAGCUGCUUUCGUGACUUCUGGAUCAUUAUGCCCCGUCCUCGACGAAAUACCAGAUAUUAGCUUAGUGAUGCGCUCUCAUAUUGGGGUGCGUGACCAUCAACGUUCGACUAAUGGCGUGCACAAACGCAAAUUCCCCAUCAUUAGUCCUAUCAUGACUGGGACACUAAGAUCAGCGACGGUCGGCUCGACGGAGCUGAUUGCGAAGGUCUGGACUGCAUGAGAUCUGAUGCAGGGUGGGCAAAGUGACUUCACGCGUGGUAGGCCCGUCGCCCGAGGCGACUUUUAAACUGGGUUGGACGUGGAGACCCAUAGAGACCUAUGCACGCCUGCCACACAAUAUUACACAUGCGCAUUUUUGUCAAAAUAGGCACGG
This is a messenger RNA of Suillus paluster, 657 nucleotides long. RefSeq lists its product as uncharacterized. The record is from RefSeq and is a predicted model, not a curated record. NCBI's taxonomy places the organism in Eukaryota, Fungi, Basidiomycota, Agaricomycetes, Boletales, Suillaceae. The coding region runs from base 277 to 504 and encodes 75 amino acids. The transcript has 4 exons.